AUGAUUGCCAUYAAACAGGUAGUUAUUGUUGUACUACUAUUAUUAUUGUGGACAUACCUGUCCACUACAGUAACAUCGAUAGUAAUCAGCGCCGGUAACGGUCAGCGGCCGACAUCAAGUAAUGGACAGUCAGAUAAUAGACUGUUUGAACCGUUUGGCGACUUUCUUCAGGGAGAUAUGUUAAGUACGGAUCGGGUGUUUGAGGAUAUGGCGGCCGAUACUAACUUUACCCAAUUGACGGCUAUGUUUCAACUAUCGGCGGGACGUAUUCAAGGAAAACAUGGUUCGAGUAUUUCGACACAAUUUGAUGCCCUGAAUGGCCAGUCGUCGUAYACSGAAUCGAUUAACCAAUUYGCCGAUAUGACUGGCGACGAAAUUCUGGCCAAAUUUACCGGUUUUAACGGUGCCGAUGAUGAGUGGCCAAAACCGGCCGGUAUUGAUGACGUCAAUCUGUUGGAUGAACUGUUGGCCGGCGACCUGUCGUUGACAGAGUCGUCGGCGCCGGCGGUUGAGGYKGAGGCUGAGGCGGACAACCAAUCAAUCGAUGGCGCAGUGGUAGCCAAUGUUAAGAGUUGGAUAUACGAUUGGCGUUCGGCCAAAGUGGUCGGACCGGUUCAAAAUCAGGGUGGGUGCGGCUCAUGUACACUGUUUGCCGCCGCCGCACUAGUCGAAACUUAUUUGGCCCGUAAAACCCGUAGAGGUGUACAACCCCUGAGUCCGCAACAAUUGCUGGACUGUUCGGUCAACUAUGAUAUCUGUCCGCGCGGUGCGGCCUUCAAACCGAUCUACGACUAUAUCCAGCGUAAAGGUAUAACUGCAUGGAAUAACUAUCCCUAUCAGACAAAGAGAGGUGGGUGCGAUCGGGGACGCGAAUCGCGUACAGCGGCCAAAAUUCAGGGCUGGAAAUGGGUUACCGAUCGGGACAGUGAGCAGCGGUUGCAUAAGGCUGUCCAGGAUGGCGGACCGGCAGCAGUGGCCAUACACGUCAACGAAGCAUGGUCCCGAUACAAACGCGGUAUAUUCGAGGACAGGUGUUCGGGUGCUAUCAAUCACGCUGUACUGGUGGUCGGCUACGGCUACGAUCGGGGGUCGAAUAAAAACUAUUGGAUAGUGAAAAAUUCGUGGGGACCCGGCUAUGGUGARGGCGGUUAUAUACUGAUGCGCCGCGAUCAUGGUAAUAUGUGCAAAAUUGCCAGCCAUGGCGUCCAAGUUUAUUAGAUUUGUGUCGGKA
Molecule: messenger RNA, 1231 nt
Organism: Oppia nitens
Lineage: Eukaryota; Metazoa; Arthropoda; Arachnida; Sarcoptiformes; Oppiidae
Product: cathepsin L-like proteinase
Exons: 4
Coding region: 1-1218 (405 amino acids)
Cellular component (GO): lysosome
Molecular function (GO): cysteine-type endopeptidase activity
Source: RefSeq, a predicted model, not a curated record